UCAGUUUGCUUUCGUUGAUCGUGGAGGAAGGUUGGUAACGGUGCGCCAUCUGGUGGAUCGUACCAGUUUUAACGCACGUUGCGAUUCUUCCUCUCGAUAUAUUCGAGAUCACGAUCGAUCUUCCAUUUUCCAGAGGCAACGACGUGGUGAACGUAGUCGUGGAUUACCGUGUGCCAACGACACAGUGUGUGAAUGUGAUCGUGAUACGAAUGAAGAUCAGUUAGUGACUAAGAAGUGCACUCUACUGUGAGUAAAGUGUCAAAUGCCAGCGGAUCAUGAAUACGAUGAUACGAAACUGGAUUCUCUGCACCCUUUUUCUACUGGGAUACAUUCAAGAAUGUUGGCAGCUGGUAAUAAAAUCCAAGAACAUACCAUCAAUGGUGAAAGCCAAGGACACCGAUUACGUGAUCCUGGACUGCGACUACGAUCUCGAGGACACGCCGAGCAAGGGAUUAGUCGUAAAAUGGUUCUUCAACGCCAACGAAGUGGCUUACCAAUGGAUAUACGGUAGGGACCCUUUGGCCGGGGACAUCACGCGGAAGUACGUCGACCUGAAGUACAAAGCCAGCGACGAUCCGUACACCACGUAUCGAGCCAUGAAAUUGAAUAAGCCCGGUAUCGAUCUUACUGGCGAGUACAAGUGCGUCAUAUCCACUUAUGCGGAUGAGCAGUCCGCGAGUUCCUCCAUGGUUGUGUAUUCAACGGAGGACAAAUUCGAACUUCUAUAUAAAAAGAAAACUAUAGAUGAUAAGGAUGGAGUAGAGAUAACAUGCAUAGCAGAAGGGUUAUAUCCAAUACCCACUCUGGAUAUAUCUAUCGAGGGUGUCCUGGAAAAACAAGCAGCAAAGCCCACCGUUACGCUGCGUGCCGAUGGACUGUACAAUAUCUUAUCACGGACGGCCUUACUGGACGAAGAUUUACCGGAAACAGCGAUUGUCAAAUGCUUGCUCGGUAUACCAAAGGUGAACUACAAUGUUUCCCGCAAAACCGUCUACUAUCCCGGACCGCCUACUACUACUUCAACCGCUACAACGAAGCUGCUGCAAAAAAUGGAGAUCCAAGCGCUAGACAAGUCAGAGCCUGGCAAUGGUGGUGGAAAUUUAGCUGGUCGAUUGUCAAUUAACGUCCUCCUAGUUGUAAUACAUCUGGUACUAAUCAACAUGUUUAAUUGAUCGUUUAAUCAUUAGGUCACCGCCUAAAACGAAAUUUGAAACGACUUGCGAAUAUGUACGUUUAAAAAUCCAUCAUUUCAAUUUAUCAUCAGUACGCCUAAAAUACUUAUCAACAGACGGUGUGCCCAUUUUUAAUGUUGUUUCACAAAAUGCGAUAAAGUCAAGUGUCGAACGUUGAACAUCGAUCAAUAUUCACAUUCAUUGUUCACAUUAUGAAAUUUUGUUUAUAAUUAUACAUACAUAUACACAUUUAAAUACAUCAAUUAACAAGAAUAACAUAGAUAUAUCAUAACGCUGUUUAUAGAAUAUUAUUCACAAUGAAAUCUUAAUUUAUCGUAACGUUUAGCGUGGAUACGAUUUAAGAAAAAAAACCAAAGAUACAGAGAUCGCAAAUCAGAAAGUAAAAGAAAAAGAAAAAUUUUUGCAUGACGUUUUUGUAAAUAACGUUCGAGAUUUGAUCAUAUUAUACUUCGAAUUAUAUUGUAGAUUGUAUUUGUUACUCUUCGUGUUAAAUCAGAUUCAUAAUAUAUUGAAUAAAAUGUAUGGAACUUUAAAUAGGAUAUACAGCAGAUAAGAUAUAUAUAUAUAUAUAUAUAUAUGAAAAUGAUAUGAUGAAACAAGACACACAGAAAAAAAAAGAAUAAGAUCGAGGUAAAUAUAUAUUGAUUAUACGUAAUUUGAAUGUGUAAUUAUUUUAAUAUGUGUAAAUAGCUACGACAAUAUGCGGUAUUGAAAUGCGAACAAAAAUUAUAAUGAAUAUUUAAGAAAAAAUUAUAAUGAAUAUUUAAGAAAAAAAACAAUAUAAAGUGAUAACAUCCUUGCUCGAGAAAACGAAUUGUACAGUUUCUGCGGCGAUAUUACGAACAAUUUAUUAUUGUACAUGUUAUUCCCAAUUGCGAAACAUGACAAUUAUCUGUAACUAUAUAAUAAUGCAAGAGAUAUUUUAAUGGAGAAAAAAUAAUUAAGAUUAUUUCGAUAUGUCAGAACGAUAUUACGCUAGUAAAGUUGCAUUAUGGUAUCAUCAGUUUAAUUUUUCAAUCAAUUAUAAUUAAAAAAACUUGGAAAGUUCA
Molecule: messenger RNA, 2242 nt
Organism: Apis mellifera (honey bee)
Lineage: Eukaryota; Metazoa; Arthropoda; Insecta; Hymenoptera; Apidae
Exons: 7
Coding region: 276-1172 (298 amino acids)
Source: RefSeq, a predicted model, not a curated record